Molecule: messenger RNA, 883 nt
Organism: Meleagris gallopavo (turkey)
Lineage: Eukaryota; Metazoa; Chordata; Aves; Galliformes; Phasianidae
Source: RefSeq, a predicted model, not a curated record
GCCCUCGCUGGCGGUGGCACUGGCGCUGGAGGGCAAAGCCAGCCACAGGGAGCUGACAUCACGGCUGCUGUCUGACCUGGUGGGCCGCGUGCUGAGCCCCGAGGACGUCGCCUGGGCCUUUGACAAGAUGCUGCGGGACCUCCCCGACCUCAUCCUCGACACCCCCGAAGCUCCCCAGAUGCUGGGGCAGUUCAUUGCCCGGGCGGUGGCUGACCACGCGCUGCCCCUGGGCUUCCUGGAGCGCUACAAAGGCCGCGUGGAUUGCGAGCACGCCAGGGCCGCCCUGGACCGCGCCGCCGUCCUGCUCUGCAUCAAGCAUGACGUCAACCGGCUGGACAACGUGUGGGGUGUGGGGGGUGGGCAGCGCCCCGUCAAACACCUGGUGAAGGAGAUGAACCUGUUAUUGCGUGAGUACCUGCUGUCCGGGGAGGUGUCAGAGGCUGAGCGCUGCCUGCGGGCGCUGGAGGUGCCGCACUUCCACCACGAGUUGGUGUACGAGGCGGUGGUGAUGGUGCUGGAGGGCUCCGGGGACGCGCCGGUGACGACGAUGGUGACGCUGCUGCAGGUGCUGUGGGAGACCGGGUUGGUGACGCUGGACCAGAUGAACCGGGGCUUCCAGCGGGUGUAUGCAGCACUGCCAGACCUCAGCCUGGAUGCACCGCUGGCCCACGCGCGCCUGGAGCGGCUGCUGGAGCUGUGCUGUCAGCGCGGUGUGGUGACACGGGCACUGCGUGAUGCCUGUCCUGCCAGGUAUGGGAUGGGGACGUGGGGACACGGGGGGAUGUGGGGCACCACCAGUUACAGGACGGGGCCGUGGGGAUACGUGGGGACACGGGGUGCCGCCCGGUUUGGGAUACGGGGACGUGGAGACGUGGGACCCUGC